AUGAGACUCGUUCCAAAAUGUCUUGGAUCAGAAAUACCUGCUACGCCACCGAAGCCCCCGCCGGCCUGCACCGUCGCUGGCCCCACCACCACCUCCCAUUCGCAGUGUAAACCGAUGCAUGCAACGACAAUUGAGGGCACAUCACGUCGAGCUCAUUGUGGGUACGUGGCGGGAGGAGGUGGUGGGGCCGGCGACGGUGCAGGCCAUCAGGGGCUCUUGUGGCGUAGCAGGAUGACUAGCCUCACAAUCUCGAGCACCAUUUUCCCUCCCAAAUCGAACCUUCCCAAGCCAUCACUAUCAUCAUCGUUCAAUGGCUUACGAAUCUCGCAUUUUCUCCCCACGCGCCGCCCCAGCCUGUCGUCCGGUCGGGCCUCGUCCUCCGUGUCGGUGGUGAUGAUGGCUAAAAGAGGGGAGGAGCUGAAGGACAUCAGGGCUAAGUCGACGGAGGAGCUCAAUGAAGAGAUUGUGGACCUUAAAGGCGAGCUUUUCAUGCUCCGCCUACAGAGAUCGGCCAGGAAUGAGUUCAAGUCUAGCGAGUUUCGCCUUAUGCGCAAAAGGAUUGCGCGUAUGCUAACCGUGAAAAGAGAGAGGGAGUUGGAGGAAGGGAUCAACAAGAGGCUGUCGAGAAAGCUCGACUUCAAAUGGAAGAAAAGUAUUGUGCCAAGGCCGCCACCAUCUCUCAAAAAGUUACAAGAAGAGGAAGCAGAUGCUGAGGCUAAAAAGUCGGCUUGA
Striga hermonthica is the source of this 732-nucleotide messenger RNA. The record is from the annotation of a GenBank genome assembly. Lineage: Eukaryota; Viridiplantae; Streptophyta; Magnoliopsida; Lamiales; Orobanchaceae.